AUGCAGAACAGGAUUAGUAAAUGCCAAUUAAGAAAGAAUAAACGAGCAGACAGACUACGUGAUCUGCUUCAACUUACACCAUCAGAUUCUAUUCUUCUUGAUGCUUGUGCAAGAAAACAAGCGAGUGAUGUCAAGGAAAUAUUAGCUGCUUUGCCAGAAAUCAACCCAGAUACCAUUCGAGAUAAACAUUUGAGAACACCUUUACAUAUUGCUUGCAGUCGAAGGGAUGAUUUUUCAGUGGCAACCUCAAUAGCACAACUACUUGUACGUGCAGGAGCUGAUGUGAAUAAUGGUGUAGGGGAUGUAGAUGGACUUUCACCUUUACAUAUGGCUGUGUUGGCUGGUAAUCAUCAAUGCGUAUUGAUGCUGUUACACGAAGAUCCUUUUCGGUUAACACCUCUCUUAUUGGCUAAAUUGAAAAUGGAUAAUUUGAGACAAUUUCGUCGUACAGUUCCUGGAGAGAAUGAAUGGACAUCAGAAAGUGCUAAAAGUGAAUAUCAAGAUCUAGAGUCAAUUACACAAGUCCUUGUACAGCACUUAGCCAACAAACAUAUGACAUCUUUUGAUUUACCUUCCUAUGACAGUUCUUCAGGUUAUUAUGGAUUAUCUGAUUUCUUAUUCUUGAGAGAAGAAGAUCAAGAUCUAAAGGACACCAUCACAGCCAUGACAGAUAAAUUAGCCUUGAUAGGUAUGAGUGAUUCCAAGACAGAUGAAGAAAUCAUACAAGAUUCUGUUAAAGGAUUAAUAGAGAAAGUAAAGCAAUUAGGCAUUAAGUAA
This is a messenger RNA of Gilbertella persicaria, 777 nucleotides long. RefSeq lists its product as uncharacterized. The record is from RefSeq and is a predicted model, not a curated record. The transcript is spliced from 5 exons. NCBI's taxonomy places the organism in Eukaryota, Fungi, Mucoromycota, Mucoromycetes, Mucorales, Choanephoraceae. Gene Ontology annotation, molecular function: protein binding. The coding region runs from base 1 to 777 and encodes 258 amino acids.